Molecule: messenger RNA, 6562 nt
Organism: Cuculus canorus (common cuckoo)
Lineage: Eukaryota; Metazoa; Chordata; Aves; Cuculiformes; Cuculidae
Gene: TMEM86A
Product: transmembrane protein 86A
Exons: 3
Coding region: 95-808 (237 amino acids)
Cellular component (GO): membrane
Source: RefSeq, a predicted model, not a curated record
UCGCGGCGGGGCCCCCUCAGCUGUGACGUCACCGCCGGGUAAAAGGCGCCCCGGCGCAGGCCGGCGGGCAGCGGCGGCGACGGCAGCGGCAGACAUGGUGUCCCCCGUCACCGUGGUGAGGAGUGAAGGCCCCAAACUGGUGCCCUUCUUUAAAGCCACUUGUGUCUAUUUUGUCCUCUGGCUGCCAACUUCCAGUCCCUCCUGGUUCAGUGCCCUCAUCAAAUGUUUGCCUAUCUUCUGCCUGUGGGUUUUCCUUCUGGCUCAUGGAAUUAACUUCUUGGUGUCACACCGGAGCGCCAGCCGCAUCCUAGCAGGACUCAUAUUCUCAGCAGUGGGAGACGCCUUUCUCAUCUGGCAGGAGCAGGGCUACUUCAUUCAUGGUCUGCUGAUGUUUGCAAUCACACACAUCCUGUAUUCUUCAGCCUUCGGCAUGAAGCCUUUGGACCUUAAAGCCGGCUUGUUUAUGGGCCUUAUUUGCAGUUCCUGUUAUGCCUUCCUCUACUCCUACCUCUCAGGCCCAUUCACCUACCUGGUAGCUGUCUACAUCGCCUUGAUUGGCUUCAUGGGCUGGCGAGCAGUCGCCGGCAUGCAGCUGUGCAACGACCUCUGGACAUGGACCAAGCUCUCGGCCUGCAUCGGCUCAAUGCUCUUCAUGGUAUCGGAUCUGACCAUUGCACUUAACAAGUUCUGCUUUCCUGUGCCCUACUCGCGCUUCAUCAUCAUGGCUACUUACUACGCAGCCCAAAUGCUUAUUGCACUGUCAGCUGUAGAGAGCAGAGAUGAAGAGGACUUCAGAAAGAGGAGCUAGGUGGAGAGCCAAUAGUCUGUGAACAACAUGGGUUAUAUCUCAGGUGCUGUAGCUGCAUUCACCCCUGAGAGAGAUCUCCAUUUCUCUAGGCACAUUGGUGAUGUUGAUUUUGCUUCUUCGAAGCAUUAUCUUUGGGGCACUUUUUUUUUUUCCCCACAACGGCUUUCUCUGAAUAAAGCUUACUUCAGUGUGGAGUCCCCAUCAAAAGCUUGGACCGUCCCUGCAGUAGCUGCUCAUUCAAUUUUUCCUCAUUGGAAGUGCUGAACUACUGCAUUUUACUUGUUAGUCUUGAAAGUGAUGCAGACUGUCUGGGAAGAGAGCUGAUGGAAAGGAGGUUUGGCGAUACACUGUGCUAGAUGACUUGCUUUCAAUAGUAGGCAGACAGGCACAGAUCUCUGCUAAAGUCAUAGGUAAAAAUGAAUUUAACCGGCGUUUAUCUUUUUGUGCAUUACAAACUCAGUAUGCAAACUGGAGCUGUUGCUUCUGCUGAAAGGAGCCCUGGAGGUAGAGAAAAAACAACAUGUCCAGAUGAGAACUGAGCUUUGGAGUCAACAGCAGCAUGUGGCAGCCCCCAGCAGCACCAGAAUGAAAGCAAAACACCAAGCAAUGAGCACAGGGCAAAAGGUGCACUGACAUGCAGUGCUGGGUGCUUUGAUUGCAGCUGAUCACUGCUCCAGGGCAAGUCUGUACGUGCAAGCCAGCACUGCGGCAUGUGGCAGAAACAGGAGUUUAGUGAGAUUUCAGGGACAUCAAGGUAGCCAGGCUGGUGCAUUUUCCACCACAAUGUGUGCGCCGUUACGUGGUGUCUGCAGCCACCAGUGACAUCUCAGAUGUAAUGGGCACGAGGAAAUUUGUUUUACAGGAGGACUUUGAGCAUGUCUUACUAAUGUAUUGCCCUAACUGUCUUCAGUAUGGCAGACAGGAAUCUAACUUUUAUGCCUUUCUUCCCCAGUAUCCUUAGAAAUAAUUUUCCAUAUACUCAAGCUUUACAGUACUACUGCUUGCAGUAUCUCUCUCAAAUCUUCGCGUGAGCGUUUCCUGUGGUCAAGGCCCUGAUUUUGGGUGUAGGUUGUUGUGUUUUGCCAGCUGGUGGUAAACAAUCAGCUUUGCAUCACUCUUGUUUUUGGAAAGUGCCUUUUCAGCAGAGCUUCCUGAAAAGCACUGUCCUUUGUGUUCAAAGUGCUUGCCGCUUCCUUCUCCAACUCUUAUGGAUGCAGUGAGAAUGCACCAUCAGGGCUGGGAAAGCCUGUUUAAUUCUGAUCCAAAUUCUUAGGUUUGUUUGUUUGCCCAUCUGCUGAAGCAAGAUUACUUCUGACUUCAGACUCUCUUCAUAAGAUAUAGGAAGAGGUUGCCCUGAUUUUUUUAAUCCAAGUUCAUUUGUGAUCAUAAGUAAUUUUUUCCUCUCAUUUAGGACAUCUAACAGCAAACUCUGCUUCUGGUUGAAAUGAUCUUGAAUGUGCUUUUUCCAUCUGUCCAUCCUAGGGCUGCUGUCAUGGGUUGGAUGCUCCCACACUGGCUUAAGACACACAUGCCUUCAGGUGUGCAAAGAAAGCUUGCUGAGGGUUCCUGCACCUCCUUAAACCGUCAGCCACACAGGAACAACCAGAUCAGAAUACACAACAAAAAUCCAUGCACACCCCAACAGUUCCUUGCACGCACUCACAAGGGCAGGAAUGGAGCAGGAGGGGCAGCCCUCCAGACCAGCUUCAUAGGCUGAAAAUGACCAUAGUCUCCAUACUUAGCAUGCCCAGACCAUUCCAGGCGAAAGCCUGGCACCGAGUCCCUGGCACAGUUGGCAGAGCAGGAAUUCCUCUUUGCAAGAGUGCAGCAGGGUCAAGGGGCAGCUAAGGAAACCUACCAACACUGCUAGCUUUUCUUUUGGUGUUGAGAGGUGUUAAGUAGAUCUCCUGCUCCUCCACAGCCUUACAUGGUGGGACUGGGUGGGGAAUAGGCAUUGCCUCCCCAUGAUUUCUGCAUUAGUACAAAUGCAGCUAGUAUUACAAAAAUCUAGGUUAACCAUCCUGACCCCGUGGAGUCAUUUGCUGCUUUUCAGACACGGAUCAGAAAGGUCAGCUGCAUUACUGAGAGGAAAAGCAUUGUAAAUAGCACAGCUCCAUGUAAUCUCUUCCCUUUAAUGCUGUUGUGUAAUAUUGUCAGUAUUCAUUCACUAGCACACCGGGGCCUGCCUGGAGUAAACUGCUGAGGGAAUUUAGAGCCAUAAAACAUCUUCUUUCAUCAGCAUUGCUUAUCCCCUGGCCACAGCUUGAACCCUGCAGUAUAGCACUCUGUGGAUGUCACCUGCUGUUACUCAGCUUGACUCUUUGCAAAUCUCUUCCAGCAAGAGAUUGACCCAGCAAAGAGGAAAUCUAAGCAUUUGGGGUGAACCCCACCAUCCUCCAAGCAUGUGAGCAAAGAGCACAUUUCAGUUUGAUUUACAGCACCUUGUCAUGGGUCAGUCCAGCACUCCCAGUUCUUAGCUGGCAGUUCUUCAGAGGAGGUCCCCACAUCCCGAGCUUCUCUUUGCCUUGAGGAAAAUGCAUAUGUGAUAAGGUAGGCUUUUUUAAAAAGUUAGAAUUUUGAUUAUCAUUAUUAAGAUGGCCGAGUUGUUUUUUGGCAUGCUUUUUCAUCUUGGCUUGCUUUGUUAUCCUCCUCCACCAUCAGUCACUGGAUACAUGCAGAAAGGAUCUUUGAAGUGUUAUUAGGAGGCCUGCACUCUCCACUGGCCAUCAUGCGGUUUAUGGUGGCAGAAGUCUCUGGGCAGCUUUAGCUGUAACAACAGAAACAUGCACAGCCUGAGUGGGCUGUCGUUCCCUUGCCCUCCCCUCUCCUGGAAUGGGCUGGCUGGGAUGCAUUCUGGCCAGCCAGGCUGACUCCGUUCCCAGUCCUGCAACAGCUUCAGCCUUCCCAGGAACAUGAGGCAGAGCUCUCAGCAUACAAAGUCAAGGAGAGUCCUGGCUGGCUCAGAGGUUCACCAGCAAGGGCUCUCAAUCUUCAAAAUCUCUCUCCUGCUCUGCAUUCUUCCUUUUAACCCAUAUUCCUGGAGGAACAUCGAGACUGUUUUUCUGGAGGCUUUUUCCUGCUGGGAAGAGACCAGCUGCUGUGGACACUGAUUUGACACAAUUUUGAUUUUCAUAAACCUGAAGAAACACUAAGCAGUUGCUGACAGUCUGUUAAAUAGCUUUUCUUGGGAUUACAACUGUUCCCUCAACCCCAAGCACAGGUAAUCUUGACUCUGAGAGAAAGCUAACAGGAAGUACAAAUGACGUGAAGUACAAAGUCUGUGGUACUGCCUUUGUGGAUCUUCCUAUUGUCUCUUUACAAACUGUGAGGUUUGAUCCAUUCUUCUUCUUUUUGGGGGUACAAUCUUUGAGAAGCACCCAGACUUUGGCCCAGGGACAUUACAGGGGGAACGAAGCACCCUGCAGUGUAUUGUGCCUGGCCCUAGCACUAUCAGCUCCUUUGCAAAUCAAAGCAAACAGCAACUGUAGACCUCAGUGGCUGCUGCCUCUUUGCUUGGUUUCUGGAUGAGACAAGGGCUCUUUUAAGCAGAAGCAUCUUAAUUGUGUUCUUGGAAGAGGAUGGGAAGUUGCCAACUUCUCAUGACAGAAGUCCUCCUGGAUACUUCUGCCUUUUCUCCAUGCUCGCUCCUUUUGUGGCCUUGGGUAAGUCACUUAAAUUUUCUGGGGGCAGGUCCUCAUCUGGUGGAAAAAGGCAUGAGUAUAUGUGGGCCAGUGCUGUGCAACACUAAGGGAUCAGGCCCUCACCCCAUUUCAAAAAUUGGGAUAUUAGCACUUACCUACCUCACAAGGAUGCUGUGAGGAUUAAUGCUCAUGCAGCACUUAGAAGAUGUAAAGCGCUAAGUCCCAAGUAUUACCCUACCCUAGUGUUAAAAACGUUUUUAGGGAUAUGCAGGACUUCACUUAAAGCAUGGAACGAGUGACUGCCUUUUCAGUCUGCAUCAGAGUGGAAGGGAAAUGCAAAAUAUUUAUUCACACUGGCUAACAGGAUGGAUUUAGCCGCACUUGAACUCUAAGGAGGGUUUAGCCUAAACGUCUGAAAUCUAAUUUCAGUUUUGUAAAUGAUUUUUAGUUCUUCGAAAAGCCUGAACCAAAUUCUUAGACAUGAACCUUGCAUCCAAAUUUUGCAGUCUGGUCUUAUCCCUGACUGUUAGCUAGAUUAGAUUGAAUCCAGCCAAAACACAGUGCUCUCACAGUCUGCUAUGGUUGUUGAAAUGACUAGAACAGAAAACGAAGUCAUUCUGUUCAACCUUUAUUCUGCAGAAGGUCAGCUAGGUUUCGUGGGACAACUUGCAAAGGGAUGUUUAGUUUCUGUGAUUUACUGGCUUUAAAUCAGCAGAGAGGGAAGGCCUUGAUGUAAUCAAAAAGGUUUGCACAUCCUUCGUGAAUUAUUUCCUUUUCACCUGAAUCAAAGAAAUAGCAGGUUCUGUAGCACAGGAAGUACUUGUACCACCAAUCCUAGGGCCCAGAACAAGAAUUGAUUUAAAAUUACAGCUCUAAACCAUCACCAUGUUCUCAACUAGUAAAGAUACCACUCUUCACUGAUCUGGACCACAGCUAGAAACUACUUAGUUCUGGUAGCACUACCUGCUGUACAAACACAAAUGAAAGCAAGAAUUGCACACCAAGGAAUGUGAGCUGUGUACAUGUGAAAUGGACCAUAAUUUUGAAGCAGCUGCAGUAAAAUCUUAUCUUAAUAUGAACUCAGAAGCAAAUACAAUGCAAAUUUUUAUGUUUUCUUUUAAAUGUUUUAAGGGUUUUAGUUUUCUUAGUUUGGAGGGAAUUUUCUUAAUGUUAUUUUAUUUUUGCUCUUAUUGUAAAGAAGUAUACAACUCUGGAUAGACUCUAAAUGAAAAAAGGUGGCCAGUUGGCAGGAAUGCCAAAUCUUCUGUGGCUUGUAUUGUUUCUGUGGUGACACUUCGCUGCUGUAGGAUGAGCUACUGGAGUGGUGCGAUGGCUCAACAGUGAGGCUGAAGCACAAGGCCACUCUCAUAUGAGAGGGAUGCAGGGGCUGAGCCACUGAGACCGCAGUGGGAGCACAACUGGGCCAAUUUGGAUUGGUCAAAAGACUGAGAGAGCACCGGAAAUAAAAGAAACAUUUUCCCAACAGAUAAAAAGCAUGAAACCAAAGCCAGCCCAUUGGGUGAUGGUGCUGAAUCAGUACAAACACAUGUAUUUUGCUUGUGCAGGCUCCUGCAGGACCAGGCCUUGCUCUCAAUUCGCCUGGAGGAGGCUUACUCCAAGCCUACGGUGCUAGCAGGGUCAGGCCAGCAGAACCUGAUGCUUUGUUAAAUCAAACUAAAAAAAACAGAGAAGACAAACCCCAGCCCCAAACAACAAGGUAAGAAAAAGCAAAUACAAAUUGGAGAAGCAGUAGUUCUGCCUGGCUGAGGCCCCAGACUGAUUUGUCUGUCCUGAACACUAUCUCCAUGUCUUGUACCCAUGCGAGCCUCUCGCUCCAGCCCCUCUCCCACGCAUUCCAGACAGAGUGCACUGAAGAUGGGACUGAAGCAGCUGCUCACCCCCAGGGAGUCAAGCAUUUUGCCACGUCUGAAAGUCUCUAGCACUUACUUCCUUUACCGUGAUUGUAAAGGUCACCACAUGCAGUACGGCCACUUGAUCUGGGAACUUUUCUUAACACAUUUUUAUGAUUAUUUCACUAUUUUAAUUCUUUGUUUGGAAUGUAUUUUUUUUUCUCAUUUCUUCUGUGUAACAGCAAUUAAAAAUAUUAAUUUAC